CACCCAGUCACCUGCUGUGAUUGUUUGUUGUGAUUGUAAAUAUUAUUUUAUUCCAAUAAAUUCUCUCCGAGAAGCACUUAGUUUCUUUUGUAUAUCAGUUUAAUAUUUUAGCUACAACUUUGUGCGCUAUACCAAAAUGUCCUACAUUUGCAUGAUCUGCACUCUCAACCGUCCGCCUCUGCUACCACUCGCGAUCGAGCACAGAAGAUUGCUCGAGGCCCUUGUAUCUCCAACGAUCAACAUGGUGGAUUUCAAAGCGUGCCACCUACUGCUGUGCAUGGGUUGCCAGGUUAAGAUGUUGUCCGUACACCAGUUCCAGAAAACGGCACUCCAGGGCAUCAGUAACCUCAAGUAUCUGCUCAGUAAAGUCAAUAUUGCACCGUCUUUCCAACCAAUUGUAAUUGAUGAUGAAGAUGUCAAACCUGACAUCAAAACUAUUAAAAUAGAACCAGGAACACAACCACCCGCUGUCAAUGAGACACAUGCCAGUGUUUCAACACCGCAAGAUUCAAAUACACUGGAAGUGAAGAAUCUCAAAAUCGAGCCACCUGAGGUGCCUUUGCCUCAAACCGGGGGCAAUUCAGGUUCAGCAGUCAGUUGUGAGUCUGUCAGUCGUGAGCCAAGCAGUGAACAGCCCACCACAAGUACCUCUACACCUAAAGCAACCCAAACAACUGUGACGAAAAGAACAGUUUCAAGAAAAACUCUAGUUUCAAGGAAUCCCGCAAACACUGCUACAACAGGGAAUACGGGGAAAUAUUCCACCAGGAUAUUGAGGAGCGGCGCGAGAAAGCGCUAUAACCAUAAAAUUAAGCUCCACAUUAAGCCUACAUCCUUCCCGUGUCCGCACUGCGACCAAUACUUAAGUCAUCCCUUCAGCUUGCGAGCGCAUAUUAAUAGGAAGCACAAGGCGGAACCUUCGAAAUGCGACGAGUGUGGUGUCACGUGCCGCAACUCCGAAGCUCUCCGGUACCAUAAGGAUAAUCAUAAAAUGGAAAAGAAUAUAGACAACUUGAAUUUGGAACUUUUUUGUGUUGAAUGUGCGAUGCACUUCCCGAGCCGCAGCGCGUACGACACUCACCGUCUAGCCCUCAAGCACACGCCCAGGGAACAAUACUCCUUCGAAUGUCAAGUGUGCCAGAAGAAGUUCCCGAGAGACAGGACGCUGCGGCAGCAUAUAGACGUACAGCAUCUCGGCCUGAGAAAACACAAGUGUAGUGUUUGCGGCAAAGUGUACGCACGCGCAGCUAACCUGCGUCAGCACAUGAGCACCGUGCAUGAGAAGCGUGCGACGAGAGCCAGUCACGUGUGUGACCAGUGUGGGAAGGCCUUCAAGGCAAAAAAAAGUCUGACUGAGCACUUACUGACACACCAGGGCCUCAGACCGUACAAAUGCAAGUUGUGCCCCGCCACCUUUUCCUACAACGCUGCCCUCUACAACCACACCAACGCCAAACACCUCAAGAAAAAGAGGAGGAAACAGGCCAAAAAAGAAACGGACAGUGUACAAGAAGAUUAAUAGUUAUUUUCGAUACAAGUGCGGAAAAGAGGAAAUUCGAAACGAGUGGCGAUAAAUUAAAACACGACCGCAGGGAGUGUUUUAAAUCGACACGAGUUGCGAAUUAACUAUUCGCACGUGUAUCGAACAACGUUUUACAGUACAUAUGGCCCUUUAAACUCGACAUAUGCACAAAAAGUGCACUUUCCGCACUAGUGCGAGAAAGUAGCACCAUAUGAACUGUAAAAUACAUAUUGUUAUUGUAUACUAUUAGAACAAAUUAAAUUAUUUUUAGAAAAUA
Cydia strobilella is the source of this 1799-nucleotide messenger RNA. Its product is annotated as zinc finger protein 626-like. The coding region runs from base 137 to 1519 and encodes 460 amino acids. Gene Ontology annotation, cellular component: nucleus. Gene Ontology annotation, biological process: regulation of transcription by RNA polymerase II. The transcript is spliced from 11 exons. Gene Ontology annotation, molecular function: DNA-binding transcription factor activity, RNA polymerase II-specific; RNA polymerase II transcription regulatory region sequence-specific DNA binding. Lineage: Eukaryota; Metazoa; Arthropoda; Insecta; Lepidoptera; Tortricidae. The record is from RefSeq and is a predicted model, not a curated record.